AUUUGCAAAACCGGAAUAAUAACUUCGCACAUGAAAUAAGUAUUCUUCAAAUGUUGUUUAACUGUUAAAUUUUUAAUUUUUGAAUAAUACUUCAUACAAAUAGUGAAAUAGUUUUAGAAAUUUCGUACACACACUUUUGGGAAUUAUGGGUUUGUGAUUUGUGAUUGUUCUUGUGUCGUAAAGUCUUCUGUCACCUGUUUUAAAUCAUUUAGUUGAUAUCAACUGGUAACAAUUAUGUCGCGAGUACUAACACGAUGUAGGGGCGAAAUUAGUCGUCGACAUACUGUGAGUGCUAUUAGCUCGAAUUCGAACUUUCAACAUCGUUCGAUUAUUGGAGCCGGACCUAAACCGGGAUAUAUUGUUUUACUUCCGGAAAUGCCUCCUGAUGAUCCAGAAACAAAUGCUUUGGUUGAUGUGAAGAAAAACCCUCAAUUUGAAACGCUGACAAAAAAUAAUUACGUAAAUGCUGUGGGUAAAUUAGCGUUAGAGAUGGAGUCUCGUAUUUGGACUAUUGAAGAUAAGCUUAAAGAUGCACAAUACCCGAGGACUUAUGAAAAUGUAUUGGAACCUUUAGAAACAACCUCUGCGACAUUCGACUACGUUUGGGGAGUGUUAAAAACACUUAAUCUUGUUAAAAAUGAUUAUUUCCCAAGUGAAGGUUACAAUCGUAUUCAUGAUAGAGCAAGACAAGCCAGGAGCAAAAAAUAUACCAGUCUUCCAAUUUAUUUUGCUUGCAAGGAAAUGAAAGUCGACUCUCAAAAGCUGAAUGAGCCACAGCAAAGAGUGUUGGACAAGUUUUUACUGGAAGGCAGUCUAUCCGGAGUUGAAUUGACUGGAAAUGCUGCAGUUCAUUUGGGCCAAGUACUUCAAAAACUCACUGAAGAAAGAACAAAAUUCAGGCGCAAUGUCGAUGAAUCUACGAACGGGUUUAAACAUUUGAUUGUAGAACCCAAAUAUGUUGGGGAUAUGCCGACUCACUUGCUGAAACAUUUAGCAAAAGACAAAUCACAACCAAACAAGGCCCCGUGGAUUGUUAGACUAUCGUCACCAACAUAUAAAGCGUUUAUGGAAUAUUGUCCUGAACCAGGGAUCCGGUGGAAUGCAUGGAACGCGUAUAAUACAAGAGCAUCAGGAUAUUCGGAUAAAAGUAUAAACAAUAGUAUACACAUUGAGGAAAUUCGCUCAAAGAGACAAGAACAAGCUCAGCUACUGGGAUUUGAAAACUAUGUCGAUUUGUCGAUGCAGACAAAGAUGGCAGGCACUGAAGAUAACGUGCAAACGAUGAUAUCUACAUUAUUUUCUCAUGCCCAGCCAAAACAAGUCGAAGAAUUUGAAGAACUCAAAAGUUUUGCUGGAUCAAGAGGAUUUGAAGGGAUUUUACGCCCGUGGGAUCUCGACUUUUGGAGACGACGACAAAGAUCUGCUCUAUUCAAUGUGGACGACGAUGCUGUUAGUGAAUUCUUUCCAUUUCCUGAAGUUUGGAAAAACUUGUGUGCUUUUGCAGAGGAUAUCUUUAGUAUUCAAACUAAACGAGCAGACAUUCAAGUUUGGAAUGAGGACGUAGCAUAUUAUGAAAUAUUUGAUAAGAAAAGCAAUCUAAAAUUAGGAGGAUUUUACUUGGACCCUUAUUCCAGACCUAAGCAGAAAUUGAGCAAAGGUUCAUGGAUGCUAGGAAAUAAAACGUUAUGUGGAGUUCCUGAGAUGAGUCCUUUGGCAACUCUUGUUUUCAAUUUCCUCCCACCAAUGUACGGCAAACCCUCCUUGUUGAGCUUUGACGAUAUGAACGCUCUUUUCGGAAAGUUCGGCCAAGUUUUACAACAUUUGCUAACGACUGUUCCAUAUCAUGAAGUUUCUGGAACUAAUAAUAUUGAAUGGGACGCAAUUUUUGUGGCACAAAAGUUUAUGACCAUGUGGUUGGGCAACAAAGCCGUCGUAAAAGAAAUGAGCUGUCAUUAUGAGAACGGAUCGAAACUUUCGGAUGAUAUCAUUCAAAAUGUUUUACGUUCCAGGAAACACAUGGCUGCUACAGACUUGUGUCACGAACUGUACCUUUCUGCUUUGGACAUUGAUCUUUAUAAAAAAAAAGAGUUUUGGAUGGAUAUUAUGAAGAAUCUAUGGCCAGUUUACCAUGCUCCGUUACAGCUUGACAAAAGAGACUCGCACGUAUGCACAAUGGUUGAUAUCUUCAGUGGCGACUUUGCUGCGGCUUACUACUGUAAAUUGUGGUCGCAAAUGCUGGCUGCAGAUGCGUAUCAACAAUUCGUUGAAAAGGGACAGGGAAGGGAUGCAUGGAGAAAUCACGGCCAAAGGUUCAGGGAGAGUUUCUUUGCUAUGGGAGGCGGCUAUCAUCCGAAUAAAAUUUUCAGACAAUUCCGUGGGAGAGAUCCAUCCUUAACACCGAUAUUGUGGACUUUGGGCUUAAAACCAAUGACAAUUGUUGAAGUAGAUCCAGUGUCAAAGCCUGAGGAGGCCACACAACCACCAGAAGUGGUCAAAGUGACAAACUAGUCGUCCCAUGUAUUAAUUUUAACAAUUUUGUAGCUCUAUUUAUACGUAGUAUUUUCCAUAAUUUAAAUAUUAUUUUAAAUUCUGCAAAUUAAUGUAAUAUCGAAUGUUAUAUAUUUAAAUUAAGGAAGGCUUCCUUCAUACAAAUGAGAUACGAAAUCAAAGACAGAAAAAUACUUCUUUUCUUAUUUAUUAA
This is a messenger RNA of Folsomia candida, 2701 nucleotides long. Its product is annotated as probable cytosolic oligopeptidase A. NCBI's taxonomy places the organism in Eukaryota, Metazoa, Arthropoda, Collembola, Entomobryomorpha, Isotomidae. The coding region runs from base 235 to 2508 and encodes 757 amino acids. The transcript is spliced from 13 exons. Gene Ontology annotation, biological process: proteolysis; peptide metabolic process. The record is from RefSeq and is a predicted model, not a curated record. Gene Ontology annotation, molecular function: metalloendopeptidase activity.